Anoplophora glabripennis (Asian longhorned beetle) is the source of this 1452-nucleotide messenger RNA. Its product is annotated as dnaJ homolog subfamily C member 1. Bases 60 to 1358 code for a protein of 432 amino acids. Lineage: Eukaryota; Metazoa; Arthropoda; Insecta; Coleoptera; Cerambycidae. The transcript is spliced from 4 exons. Gene Ontology annotation, cellular component: endomembrane system. The record is from RefSeq and is a predicted model, not a curated record.
ACGAGAACCAUUUGUUGACGUGUUUUACAAGAUUUUAUGUAGUGAAUAACUCGUAAAAUAUGAAAUUAAUAUAUAUAAUUUUUCUUGCCUGGAAUUUUAGUUUUAUUAAUGCGUGGGACUCUGAACAAUUGGAAGUAUUUGAUGUAGUAGAAGAAGUGAAACAGAAUUUCUAUGAACUUUUAAAUAUUUCUAAGGAUGCAACAAGUGCUGAAAUUAGAUCAGCUUUCAGAGGUCUUUCCCUCAAAUUACAUCCAGAUAAAAAUUUAGAAGUAGAUACAUCUGAACAAUUUCGUAACUUAGUUUCUGUAUAUGAGGUUCUACGAAGCUCAAGUAAGAGAAAGUACUAUGAUGAAGUACUUAUUAAUGGAAUGCCAAAUUGGCGAUCGGGACUAUUUUAUUAUAGAUAUGUACGAAAAAUGGGAAUGACUGAAGCCGUUUUAAUAUUAUUUAUUAUCUGCACUGUAGGACAAUAUCUUGUCAAAUGGGGAGCCUAUUUUGAAAGAAAAUUUACAAUACAAGAGCAAUUGAAAAGUAGACGGAAACAAGGCAGGAAAGCAAAAAAUGAAGCAGAACCUGACAUUAUUAUACCAAAACCUUCAGUAUUCGAUACUCUGCCGGUGCAAAUCCCUCGUUUGAUAUGGCACUCAAUCAUAUCUUUGCCUAUAGCCUUAGGCAUGAUUAAAACUGCCGUAGAACAAAAAAUAGAAGAGGUAAAUAGACCGCCCACUCCUGAACCAGAACCCGCACCUACAAGAAUAAGAACAGCUAGAAAGCGUAACAAAUUUGUGGUACCAGAGGGCCCAAAUUUUGAGGUACCCUCAACUAAUACUAAUUCAGACACAAGUGGUUCUACUGCCCCUCCACCGCCAGUUUCUGGCGGUUUGUGGACUGAUGAUGAUUUAGCCGAGCUUAUUAGGCUGGUAAAAAAGUUUCCACAAGGUUCAAGUCAAAGAUGGGAGAAUAUAGCUGAGGCUCUAGGGCGGUCAGUACCUGAGGUAACAUAUAUGUCUCAUAAAAUGAAGGAAAACGGAUACCGAUUGCCCUCAGAGCAGGAGGAAGAGGUUCAGGUGAAGGUUAAGCAGAAAACGAAAAAGGACGAUCUGAAUGAAGAUGUUAAGAAAUGGAGUCAAGUUCAACAAAAAGCACUGGAAGAUGCUUUAGCUAAAUUUCCUAAAGGUUGUACUGACCGGUGGGAUAGAAUUGCAGAACACGUUCCUUACAAAUCAAAGGAGGAAUGCGUGUUAAGAUUUAAGUACCUUGCUGAAAAUUUAAAAAAACAAAAAGCUAGUGAGAAAUUAGAGAAGACUGAAGAAAACUCUGACACAAAAAGUGAAGAAGUGGAUCUUAUAUCAAAUUGAGUGUAGUAUAAUGUAAGAGUAAAUAUGGAAUUAUUAAGCUGUUUUUUAAUUUUAUUGUAAAUAUGAUUUUAUUAAAAGAAGUUAUACAGUAUUA